Molecule: messenger RNA, 759 nt
Organism: Tetrahymena thermophila SB210
Lineage: Eukaryota; Ciliophora; Oligohymenophorea; Hymenostomatida; Tetrahymenidae
Product: SCP-like extracellular protein
Exons: 1
Cellular component (GO): extracellular region
Source: RefSeq, a predicted model, not a curated record
AUGAAGUUCUAAAGUAUCUUUUAUCUACUUUUAAUAUUAUUAGGUGGAACCUAAGCAGCCAAUACCUUAAUAAAUUCUGGAUUGACUGACGCCUAAAGACAAAUUUUACUUGACACUCACAACAUGUUAAGAAAUAAAGUUGCAGGAGGAUAGCAAAGUCCAUAACCUUAGGCUGCUAAUAUGAUGGCCAUGAACUGGAGUACUUCCUUAGAAGCAACAGCUUAGGCUUGGGCUAGUAAUAUGAGCUAAGUUAUGAUUCACUCAGGAAAUGACAAGGGUUAUGGAGAAAAUUUAGCUGAAAGUGGAUCAACAGCUCAAAAUGACUAUGAUCCUGCUUCUCAUGUUCAAAUGUGGUUUGAUGAAGUUAAGGAUCCUUCCUGGUAAACUAGUUAUAUAAAUACUUAUACAUUUGGUUCUGCCUAUGGCCAUUAUUCUCAAGUUGUUUGGGCUAAAUCUAAUAGUUUAGGUUGUGGCCAUUCUUAUUUUUUUGAUGGUACUUAUUACUAACACUAUACUGUAUGUUAAUAUUAGGCUCAAGGAAAUUAUAUAGGAUAGGCAGUUUAUGUUUAAGGAACUCCUUGCUCUUAAUGCGGGUCUUAAUAAUGCAAUACAAAAUAUACUUCAUUAUGCGGUGUUUCAAAUGCUGUAAAUACUAGCUCAAAUCCCUCUUCUCCUUCUUCUACUUCUUCUAAAAGCUAACUUCUCUCUUUUGCAUAGUUUGUAUCAAUUGUACUCCUUUUAACUUAUUUAAUGUGUUGA